UGGUAUAUUAUUGUGGAACAAAAGAUCGGAGAUUCCCAAGAAACAACUCUUCUGGGAGAAUCUUUAACGACGGUGAAAAAUCAACUAUUAAUCUGCCCCCCUCUGUGUAUGACCUCCGCUGUGGGGAAUAUGCAGUUGUUAGAAGUUUGGUGCGAGUCUUACAGGGUGGUGUAGAAGGCAAAAGGCUAGUUGACCAAGUCAUCGACAAAUGUGGUUCCGUGCAGAACUUACGAGAGGCAAAUUGCAGUCUAUCACGAUCGCAUUUCGCGUCGACUCAUAGGGGAUCACCUCGAUGAAAAGAAGAUAUAGAUGCAUCACUCACAUCUUUUGUUGAGUACUUGGAAAGAUAUUACUUCCUUAUAUGUUUUGCUGUAUAUCUGCAUUCAGAGGGUGAUUUCCUCCAAUCUGGUUCGCUUAGCCAUGUCAGUGUCAGUUUUACUGAUUGGAUGCGAGCUAGGCCAGAGCUUUAUAGCAUUCUUCUCAGUUGCUCGAGAGAUCCUGUUGGUGCCCUUGGAUAUGCAGCUACUGAUGGCCGCCCUCAUGCCCUUGCUGCACUUAGAAAUGGGACAGUUUUGUCAAGUCAAACCGUUCUCAAGAUUGAUUACUGUUCUGCUUCUCAUUUUGGUGGUCUACGAGAGAGGAUUCAUGAGGAUUCCCUAUAUAUGGUGGUCCAACUAUAGCUGGUAUUGGGCCCGUCAUUAAAAGGGUUUUGGAGUUUAAAAGGUAUCCGGCCGGUUUAUUGGCACAACAUGAGGGAAGAACCUGUUGUGUAUAUCAAUGGUAAACCGUUUGUUGUACGUCACAUUGAAAGGCCAUACAAGAACAUGCUAGAAUAUAAGAGAAUUGAUCGGGAGACAGUAGAAGGAAUGGAGGCUAGUCUGAAAGAGGAUAUUCUGACAGAAGCCAAGCGAUAUAAGGGUGCCAUAAUGGUCAUUCACGAAGCCGAAGAUGGACAAAUUCUUUACUCAUGUGAACGUGUGGAUGCUGGUUCUAUUCGAACACCCCUCGAGGUCUACAAACGUUUGGAGGCUGAUGGUUUCCCGAUUAAGUAUGCGCGUGUACCUAUAACUGAUGGUAAAGCGCUCAAAAGCUCAGACUUUGACACCUUAACAUCGAAUAUUGCUUCUGCUGCUAGCGACACUGCUUUUGUCUUCAAUUGCCAGAUGGGGAAUGGUAGAACAACCACUGGAACUGUCAUUGCCUGUCUAGUGAAGCUCCGCAUCAAUUCUGGAAGACCUAUUAAGGUUCUGCAUGGUACUACUUAUAUUGCCUAUCCAAUUGUGGAUGAUGAAAGAAGAACUUAUAGUUCAGAACAAAGAGCUGAGGAGGUACGCGAGUUAGACGACCGUGUAUUUGGAAUAGACGACUUCCUUCUGCUGUGGAAAAUCACCAGACUAUUCGAUAAUGGAGUUGAAUCUCGUGAGGCGUUAGAUGCUGUGAUUGAUAGAUGUUCCGAUAUACAAAAUAUCCGUGAAGCUGUUCUGCAGUACAGGAAGGUUUUCAACCGACAAAAUUAUGAGCCAAGAGUAAGAAGUGCUGCAUUUAACCGAGGCACUGAGUACUUGGAGAGAUACUUCCGGUUGAUUGCCUUUGCAGCAUACCUUGGGAAAGAAACUCUUGACGGAAGCUUUAAAAAAUGGUUGCAUCAUCAGAAACCUGAGGUGCUGCAAGCCAUGAAGAAGUGGAGGAGCGCACUGUUUUUUUACCGUACAUGAGGAAUUGCAGGCACAACACGGGGAUGCAUUGAUGGAGUCAGUUUUCAACAAACGGUGUGGUCCUGUCUUGGGAAAAGGUUCUACACUUAAAAUGUGCUCCCCUGGCCAAAGGAAUCCAAGUCGUUUGCAGAUUAAUGAAGACAGUGUGGAUUCAGCAGAAAUAAAAAAGAGAAGAAGCAACUGUUUACAUCAAUGGAACUCCAUUUGGAUUGAGUAAACCUGUUGAUGAUACCUUCAAGCAUGUUGGAAUAACUGGUCCAAUGGUAGAAAUCAUAGAAAGAAGGCUAAAAGAAGAUAUACUGUCUGAGAUUAGAGAGACUGGAUAUUGGAUAUUGGGAGAAUAUUCUACCAGAAAAUGUGAAAACACCUGCAGAAGUAGAUGCUGCUCUCAAAAAUGAAAAUUACAAUAUAUCUUGCCAGAGUCUACCGUGGACCAGAGAAAGAGAUGAAUUAGCUUCUGCUGUUGACACAAUCCAGUAUUGUCAAGACGAUUUGCUGGAGCUUGGGGGAAAGAUAGAUAGAAUCAGCAGUCUACCGGAUGAUUUUGUUCGGAAUAAAUUGUAAAGUUUCUGUCUGCAAAAGAGGCGGCUAGACUUUCGGUCGUGUCAAAAGGUUUCCAAAACCUGUUCUCAAUAUUAGAGAAUGCUGAAUUCGACAUAAAGAAAGAAAGUUCCAGAGAGUUCAUUGAUAGAAUCUUAUCGCUCCCAGUAAUCGGCACACGGAUUAGACGUUUCUGUUUAAUUCUGGAAGAACACAGUGAUUCAGAGGGCCACUUUCUUCUUCUCAACAAGUGUUUAAAACACGUCUUAGAGCUCGGUGUAAUGGAUUUACAGUUGUCGAUUUAUGGUGAAAACGUGUACGCAUUGCCUUUGGAAGUCUUCACUUGCAAAACGGUCAUUAAGAUGAAACUGGGGACAGAUUUUGGCAUCGAUUUUCUUCCUAAGAAUGCUUGGCUACCAGCCCUUGAGACUCUCUGUCUUGACUCUAUUCGCUUCUAUGAUCUUCAUGAUUGUGCCUUCCAGGCGCUUCUUUUUGCUUCCCCUGAGCUUAAGGAACUAAUCAUAGAUGGUAUGUACUGGGAAACUUGGGAAUGGUCAGGCACUUUGUCCAGCCAGAGUCUUUAGAGGCUUUCUAUCACUCGUGUCUUCUCCCCUGAGUUUGCUGGGCCUCAUGAUCAGAGAAUUUCUUUCAACACUCCAAGUCUCGCCUACUUGGACUACAGUGAUUUUGUGCCGCAUGAGUACCCUACUGUUAAUUUCCACUCACUUGUUGAAGUUAAACUCAAUCUUCGACUGGUGCCAAAUCCCCAAUGGGAUGGACUAUAUCCAGAUGAUGAGGAUGUCUAUUCCAGCAAUCCUGCAAAUCUUAUCAAAGGGAUAAGACAUGUGAAGAUACUCGAGUUAUCCUCUUCUUUCAGUUUUGAGGCACUAAACUUCUUCCACAGAUCAUUCCCACUAUAUGAAUGCUUAAACCUGCUGAUCCUUAACCAUGUGGACGUUGAAUUUUGCUGGCAAUUUCUUCCUUUCUUGCUGAAGAAGGCUCCAAAUUUGAAAACUCUCAUCAUCAAGGGAGGGUUGCAUUGUGGGGAAGAGCCUGACUAUGGCUAUGUCUGUCGAUGUUUGUCAAACUAUUCUUGUCUACCUUCAUCAAAUAUAGAAGUUUUGAAGAUAAACUUAGCGGAGGGAGGCACAGUGGCUGAACUGGAGCAGCUUAAGAAUUUUUUGGGUAAGUUGACAUCUCUGCAACUGCUGCAGGUUGGCUCGUGGAAGAAGCUUAGAAAAGAGUUCAUGAGUGAUCUCCUAAAGCUUCCGAGAGCUUCGUCCAAGUGCAAAAUCCAGCAGACCAGACUCCAGUAGAAUGACGGUUUUCUGUUCCACUCCAUAGAAUGACCCUUUUUGUUGUUGUUGUUGGAAACAUACUGUGCUUUCCGUCUUGUCUCCAGACUCUAGUCUAUGUAGGAAGAACACGAGGAAGAUUCUGCUAUACGUAUGGAAAAGUUGGAAUAUUCCAUUUUCUUCUU
Camelina sativa (false flax) is the source of this 3735-nucleotide messenger RNA. The record is from RefSeq and is a predicted model, not a curated record. Lineage: Eukaryota; Viridiplantae; Streptophyta; Magnoliopsida; Brassicales; Brassicaceae.